AUGUCACGGCUUACGCUUUGGGUUCGAGCUGGUUCAGAUGGUCUCAAGUGUGGUGGAGAUCCAGCUGCUCAGCAACUUUUUAUGCUUAUGCUAUGGAAGUCUGAGCUUGACCCUCGAUUGAAGUUCGACGUCAAGACAGUGAAUGAGGCUCGCCCACCACAAGAAUUCAAAGACGUUGGUCUUCGACGAACGCCAGCCCUUCAAAUCGAUGAUGACACUGCUUUCUCAGUUGAAGAUGAAAUUGUUGAAGAACUCGAUAGAUAUGGCCCUCCUCGUAAAAGAUCGCCCGAAGCCGAGAAUGCGACCGCGGACCUCUUCAGGGUUUUCGCUUUCUUCAUAAAAGGCGUUGAAAAGGAGCCAAAAGCGCUGCUCGGAGAGCUGCAAAGGAUAGACGAAUAUCUCCAGGAGACCGGUUCUCGAUUCCUAUGUGGUGACGAGCCUUCUCAUAUCGACUGCACUGUUCUGCCUCGGUUACACUCCAUCAGAAUUGCAGCUAAGGCUCUCAAGGACUUUGAUAUACCCACAGGACUGACCUCGCUGUGGACAUAUUUGAAGAACGGCUACCAGCUCCAAUCAUUCACCACUAGUUGUGCACCUGACCAGGAGAUUAUUCUAUACUGGUCAGACCGACCCGAUACUCAAGGUCUGCCGUCUGCAAAAAGAGCUCAAUUGGCUCGUCAAGCUCCGACCUUCACUCACACCAUACCUGCAGAAGUAGCUCUAUCGUCGUGA
This is a messenger RNA of Haemonchus placei, 732 nucleotides long. The record is from the annotation of a GenBank genome assembly. NCBI's taxonomy places the organism in Eukaryota, Metazoa, Nematoda, Chromadorea, Rhabditida, Trichostrongylidae.